This is a messenger RNA of Ciona intestinalis (vase tunicate), 1792 nucleotides long. Its product is annotated as vacuolar protein sorting-associated protein 26B. Gene Ontology annotation, biological process: intracellular protein transport. The record is from RefSeq and is a predicted model, not a curated record. Lineage: Eukaryota; Metazoa; Chordata; Ascidiacea; Phlebobranchia; Cionidae.
GUUUUUCUCAGAAAACUGUGACUUUUGCGCUUACGCUAGUAAUGACUGAAGUUUAAAUGAAAGUUCAUUAACGGUUAAUUUUUCAACAACAUUAGGAGUCAUCAAGUUAAAAUGAACUUUUUCGGGUUCGGCUCGGGUGCUGAAAUCGAAAUACUUCUGGACGGAGCAGAUAAAAGGAAAAAAGUGGAACACAAAAUAUCAGAAAAUAAAUCCGAAGAACUUUCUGUAUAUUAUGAUGGUGAAACGGUUUCUGGUGCUGUCAGUAUCUCAUUGAAACCUGGUGGUAAACUAGAACACAAAGGAAUCAAAAUAGAACUAAUAGGACAGAUAGAAAUAUUAUACGACCGUGCUAACCAACACGACUUUGCCACGCUCACCAAACAGCUUGCUAGUCCUGGUAUUCUUAACCAAAGCAAGGUUUAUGCUUUCGAAUUUCCUCAUGUAGAGAAACCGUAUGAAUCUUAUUUCGGUUCAAAUGUGAGACUCAGGUAUUCCCUGAAAGUAACGGUGGGUAGAAGACUUACAGAUCUUAACAAAGAACUUGAAUUUGUCGUCCACACACUGAGUACUUACCCUGAUACAAACACAAGUAUUAAGAUGGAAGUUGGAAUUGAAGAUUGUCUUCAUAUUGAAUUCGAAUACAACAAACAAAAGUAUCACCUCAAGGAUGCUAUCAUAGGCAAGAUAUACUUCCUUCUUGUGCGAGUAAAGAUCAAACAUAUGGAGAUGCAUGUUAUAAAGAGAGAGACCACCGGCACUGGUCCAAGUGUCUACCAUGAUGAUGAUACCGUUGCAAAGUUUGAAAUCAUGGACGGGGCGCCUGUUAAAGGAGAAUCAAUUCCGAUCCGUCUCUUCCUCGGAGGUUAUAACCUUACUCCAUCGAUGCGGGACAUCAAUCGGAAGUUUUCAGUCAAAUAUUUUCUUAACCUGGUUUUAAUUGAUGAGGAAGACAGAAGAUAUUUCAAACAACAGGAAAUUAUCUUAUGGAGGAAAGGAGACGUCCCGCGUCGGCAAAUAAACAGCGCGAUUGAAGAAUCCACCCAACGGUUCGGCGCGUAACUUACCCUUGAUUUGAACUUGCGGGCAAACGACCAACUUGCUCAAACAUUGAAGAAACAACAAUAGCAGAAACGACGUACAGACAACCCACCCUUUUCACUUCAUAACCAUUUUCAUAUAAACCCAUCUAUCCUCUAUUAAGCCACGAAUCGACCGAUAUCUAUACUCGAAUCAGGCGUGUGAUUUCCUUGAUUCUUCGACUUAAAACAGAGGUGUUAACGAUUUCACCACAACUCAUACCACCAUCUAAAAUCAUCUAUUCGGUUCGUGAUAUAAGAGCAAUUUUGUUCACCCGGUUUUAAAAUGCAGACCGUUACUUUAAGUUGCUGAUUUAUUUAUCAUUUUCGGUAAUUAGCGAUUCAUACUAUUUACCUAACUCUCAUAAUGCGUAAGAAUUCAUCCAAUCAAAAAAUCCAGUCGAUUCAGAUUCAUAACAUAUAUACAAUAUAUUCCACCGAAAUACCAGAAAAAACAAAAUUAAAUUCCUACCUAAUUACGCGAUAUUUCAACGGCUUUCCCUUAAACCGAGCAUAUUUUGCUCGGUCCUGUAAUCUGCGGUUCUAAUUGAACGGUCAUUUACGAACAAUGUGUUUCUUAUCGCAGUGUGCAAUGUUGAUUCGAGUUGUGUUGUAAUUAAUGUAUCUGUGUUAUACCCGUGCGGCGAAUAAACGCCCAACGCGUCGGUUGCUGGCCUUUCGUCGAUUCCCGAACAACAAUAAACGAUUGCCGGUUA